UCCCGGCAACAUGGCAACCCCGGCGGCGGUCAACCCUCCGGAAAUGGCUUCCGACAUCCCUGGAUCGGUGACCUUGCCCGUGGCCCCCAUGGCGGCCACCGGACAGGUGAGGAUGACCGGGGCCAUGCCGGCCCGGGGAGGAAAGCGGCGUUCUGGGAUGGACUUUGAUGAGGAGGAUGGAGAGGGGCCCAGCAAAUUUUCAAGAGAGAACCACAGCGAGAUCGAGAGGCGGCGGCGGAACAAGAUGACACAGUACAUCACGGAGCUGUCGGACAUGGUGCCCACGUGCAGCGCGCUGGCCCGCAAGCCGGACAAGCUCACCAUCCUCCGCAUGGCCGUGUCGCACAUGAAGUCCAUGAGGGGCACCGGGAACAAAUCCACGGACGGCGCCUACAAGCCUUCCUUCCUGACGGAGCAGGAACUGAAGCACCUCAUCCUCGAAGCUGCCGAUGGAUUUCUGUUUGUAGUCGCGGCAGAGACGGGACGAGUGAUUUACGUGUCUGACUCCGUCACCCCCGUUCUGAACCAGCCCCAGUCGGAGUGGUUUGGAAGCACCUUGUAUGAACAGGUGCAUCCCGACGACGUGGAGAAGCUGAGGGAGCAGCUGUGCACCUCAGAGAACUCAAUGACAGGCCGGAUCCUGGACCUGAAGACGGGGACAGUCAAGAAAGAAGGGCAGCAGUCUUCCAUGAGGAUGUGCAUGGGCUCGCGGAGGUCCUUCAUCUGCAGGAUGAGGUGUGGAAACGCUCCUUUGGAUCACCUCCCUCUAAACAGAAUAACCACCAUGAGGAAAAGGUUCAGGAACGGCCUUGGUCCCGUGAAAGAAGGGGAGGCCCAGUAUGCUGUGGUCCACUGCACGGGGUACAUCAAGGCGUGGCCCCCAGCAGGAAUGACCAUCCCCGAGGAGGACGCUGAGGUGGGGCAGGGCAGCAAGUACUGCCUCGUGGCCAUCGGAAGACUGCAGGUGACCAGCUCUCCCGUGUGUAUGGACAUGAGCGGGAUGUCGGUGCCCACGGAGUUCUUAUCCCGGCAUAACUCUGAUGGGAUCAUCACGUUCGUGGACCCGAGAUGCAUCAGCGUGAUCGGCUACCAGCCCCAGGAUCUUCUAGGAAAGGACAUUCUGGAAUUCUGCCACUCCGAGGAUCAGAGCCACCUGCGUGAGAGCUUUCAGCAGGUGGUAAAGCUGAAGGGCCAGGUGCUGUCGGUCAUGUACCGGCUGCGCACCAAGAACCGCGAGUGGAUGCUGAUCCGCACCAGCAGCUUCACAUUCCAGAACCCCUACUCGGACGAGAUUGAGUACGUCAUCUGCACCAACACCAACGUCAAGCAGCUCCAGCAGCAGCAGGCCGAGCUGGAAGUGCACCAGCGGGAUGGGCUGUCCUCCUACGACUUAUCACAGGUUCCCGUCCCCAACCUGCCGGCUGGUGUUCACGAAGCUGGGAAGUCCGUGGAAAAGGCAGACACCAUUUUCUCCCAGGAAAGGGACCCCCGGUUCGCCGAGAUGUUUGCGGGGAUCAGCGCAUCGGAGAAGAAGAUGAUGAGCUCAGCGUCUGCGGCAGGAACGCAGCAGAUCUACUCCCAGGGAAGCCCGUUCCCCCCGGGACACUCUGGGAAGGCCUUCAGCUCUUCAGUGGUCCACGUGCCCGGCGUGAAUGAUAUCCAGUCGUCCUCGUCAACGGGCCAGAACAUGUCCCAAAUCUCCCGGCAACUGAACCAGAGUCAGGUGGCCUGGACAGGGAGCCGGCCGCCCUUUCCCGGACAGCCAAUCCCCUCCCAGUCUGGCAAGACUCAGUCAUCUCCCUUUGGGAUUGGAACGAGCCACACCUACCCAGCAGACCCCUCUUCCUACAGCCCUCUCUCCAGCCCAGCUACCUCGUCGCCCAGCGGGAACGCCUACUCCGGUCUCGCCAACAGGACUCCAGGGUUCGCUGAAAGUGGCCAGAGUAGCGGGCAGUUCCCAGGGCGGCCGUCGGAAGUCUGGUCACAGUGGCAAAGCCAGCACCACGGCCCGCAGAGCGGUGAGCAGCACUCCCACCAGCAGUCCGGUCAGGCCGAAGUGUUCCAGGACAUGCUGCCCAUGCCCGGAGAUCCGACCCAGGGGACCGGCAACUAUAACAUCGAAGACUUCGCGGACCUGGGCAUGUUCCCGCCGUUUUCUGAGUAGCGGCAGGCAGAUUGCGGCCGGCGCUGGGCAGCGCCCCCCACGCGGGCGGGGCCCCCCCACACCCUGCUUGCCCCGCCCGCCCAGCCGCGGGACCCCCCCGGCAGAAGGCCUCUCAC
Molecule: messenger RNA, 2280 nt
Organism: Callorhinus ursinus (northern fur seal)
Lineage: Eukaryota; Metazoa; Chordata; Mammalia; Carnivora; Otariidae
Gene: ARNT2
Product: aryl hydrocarbon receptor nuclear translocator 2
Biological process (GO): regulation of DNA-templated transcription
Cellular component (GO): transcription regulator complex; cytoplasm; nucleus
Molecular function (GO): DNA-binding transcription factor activity; protein dimerization activity
Source: RefSeq, a predicted model, not a curated record